ACAAGAAAAAAUAAAGGAAUAGGCAAUCAAUUUAAAAAAAAAGAAAAAUCGGUAAAGUGAGGAGCUGGAAACCCAAACACAAUGGUCAAAAAGGUCCGGGCGAAUGCGAAGCGCAACAAAAAAACUAAAGAAAAAGAAAACACUGAGGAGCAGGGCAGCCCCGAUGCGGUGGCCACAUCGAAUACAGCCGCAUCCAACGGCAGCAGGAACAACAGCAACACCAGCAACAAUACCAGCGAGCAGCGCUAUGCAGGCCAUGGGCCAAUGUAUACAAUUCUCUCGAACGCGCAAAACUCGGAAACAUUUCACAAGCGCUACAUCAAGGAAAUGAAGCAACUGUACUCCAAGUUGGAUCACGAUGCCUUCAUGUACACAUUCAUCCAAAUGUUCAAAACGAUUCUGGAGGCGGACGAUAGCAACGAGUACGGCAAUACCGCGCUUGCCUUCUGUGCCAAGUUCGUCACCAGCUUCGAGUCGGAGAAAACCCAUCCGCUGCUGGCCGAGACCUUUUCGUGGCUGCUCUCGACAAUUUCGAAUAGCCCGCACAUACGCUAUCGCAUCUGUUUCUUUGUGAAUCUCAUCCUUAAGCAUCUCGGCCCGUACGCGGCUCUCGAUGACUCGCAAUGCGAUCAGAUUCUGUACUACAUGCUGGAAAGGCUGAAGGAUAUCUCGCCCAGCGUGCGAAAAGAGGCGGUGCUUGCCAUGCAGCGUCUCCAGGUGCCCGAUCACCCCAACGAUCAGGUCCUAUGCGCCUAUCAGUACCAUUUGAGCGCGGAUCCCUCGUCCAGUGUGAGGCAGUGCAUCAUUUCGUGCAUGGGUCGCAAUUACUUAACAGUGCCGCACAUACUGCAACGCCUGUGGGACGUGGAUGAGAAGGUGCGCCGUCAUACGUACAUCAACAUGUGCAACUAUCCUGUGCGCUCCUACAAGGUGUCUCAGCGUUUGACGCUGUUGGAGCGCGGUCUCAACGACAGCUCCGAGAAUGUGCGCAAAAAUGUGAUCAAGUACAUGCUGAAGGCCUGGAUCGAGUCAUACCAGAAUAAUUAUGUGAAUCUAGUUGCUGCUCUCAAGCUGGACUCCACCGAGGAGGAGCUGUUGCGCUUUCGACGCGUGGCUCGUCAAAUGCUGUUCGUGAUCUUCGAGCAACACAAGGACUAUACGGAUCUGCUCGCCCAGCUGCCCCUCACCGAGGACUGUGAGCUGCACUGUUGUGUCCCGCGCGAGUCGCUCACCGUCGAGCUUGUCCUCUACUGGCAAUGCCUUAGCGCCUACUUGCAACAGAUCCAAGCUGACGAGUUCGAGCAGGUGCUCCCAGAACUAAGCAUCUUCUGUGACUAUGUUAAGCAAUUCUGUCAAUUCCAGAAGCCAGAUAUGGACAAAUUCGCUCAGAUCGAAUUUCAGACUAUGCUCCUCUCGUUAGUGGAAAUGCUGGAGACCUACGAUCUGGGCGAUGAAAUCGGACGUGACAAUCUGAAGGAGCUAAUAUCGCACCUGCUGAGGGAAUGCCGGCUGGAUCCGAAAAUCGUGGCCGUGCUCGUGCGCUGCAUGGAGCGCCUGGAGACCGAUGUGGCUGCCCGUAUGCAAUAUUUUCUGACUAUCAUCUAUGACAUAUGCGAGCUGAAUACCAAGCAAAACGAUCUAGUGCACGAUCGGGAACUGACGGAUAUGUUGCUUGAGAAUGUGGAGACAUCGUUGGUCAUGAAGAUCAGAUCGCUGAAAGUGCGAAUUCUCGAUCUCGAGGAGAUGGAGGAUAACUUUGCCAUGCAAAAGGAAUAUAUGCGUGCCCAAGCGAUAAACAACGAGCGAAUGAUCCUGACUGAUGAGUAUAGGGAUUUGAUACAGCCGCUACUCGAAAAACAUGGACAGCUGCAGCUGCCCACACGGCCCAAGCUGUCGAAGCAGGAGCGUGUACUCAAGGGAUUGUACAUAUCCUUUUACAUGGUCGCCUCUGAGCAUGUACACAGCCUGAAUCCCAGCCUGUGCAAGCUUUACAAGGACUUCAUUUGCCGCCACUUGCCUUCAACGGAGCAGGAUAUCUUCGAGUGGUCCAUGAAGUGCGGCACCACGUUCAGUCUCCUGUACGAGGCGUACACCAAGGAGGUGUUUGAUGUGCUUGUCGAAGAGUUCUACAAGAACAACAAUUUGCGCCUUUGCGAAAUAUCCGCGCAGUGCGUUUGCGAGCAAAUGGAUCACUACGGCGUCGACUUCUUUAUGGAUAUGGGUCAAUCUGUCGUGGGUCCCAAAACGAAGCGGCGGCUGUUGUUCACCAGGCAGGACUUUGACGGCGAGGAGGACAUAAGUCAAUCGCAAAGCGGCGAUCAAAAUGCGGACAUCAUUAGCAUGAUGGGCUUCUUUGUCGAGAAGGUUGUGGACAAGAACAUCCUGCUGGCCAUUGUGCGCGGCCUGUGUCGCCUGGUGCUGCGUGGUCAGCUGGACAAUCGCCCUGAAGUGCUAGAGAAGCUGCUCAAGCGCUACUUUAAUCCCAACACGGAACCCAUAAUCAACCAGGUACUCGGCAUGUUCUUUGAGAAUAUUGUGGAGCAAAAGCUGCAGCAUUUACUGGAGCCUUGCCUGCUGCCGAUCGUGUGGUCUGUGAUGAGCUGCAGCAACGAUUCGCUGAACGAUGUGUUGCCGGAUCAUGUAACCAAGUUCUUCAUCGAUCUCACAACGCAGGUGUCGAGCACGCCCCAGAGCAAUAUACACAAUCGCAUCGCGCUCAGCUUUCUGCACUACGUUCACAACUUCUACACGGAGCGCAAAGAGAUGUGUCGCCUGCUGACCAAAGAGCUGACCACGCUCAAGCUGAAUGUGCUCAACAACUCACAGUUGAAGGACGAAAUGCAGGAGCUGGCUGACAAGUUGGUCAAUAGUGAUCUGGAGCCACGCAUGAUUAAGAACAUUGAGGACUUUAAAAAUAUGCUAAAUGGCAGCUUCAAGCCGCCUGCCCGCAAGACCGAUGGCAAUGACAGCGAGGCAGACGCCGAGGAGUGUGAGAGUAUCACGGCCACCACAGUAUCCACAUCGGACGGCCCUGCUCAAGAGCCUGCAGCGCCAGUUGUUGCCGAGAGCGAAGUACCUGCACCAGUAGAUAAAACUACAACAGAAACUGCAGCAGUCACAGAGCCAGCAGCAACCGAGGCAGCGCCUGCGCCGACUGCGGCUGCGGCUGCAGCUGCGCCUGCAGAACCUGUGCUAACCACUUUCGGGGCCAACAAUGAGGUUGGCUUACGCUUCUUGCGGCGUUCGCUCUACAACUCGGAUAGCGAAAGCAUAGGCGAAUCAAAAGCGCCCACACCAACGCCAACAGCAGCGGCUGAGGCAGAGGCGAAGGCGUUAGAGAGGAAGAAACAGCAGCAGGAGGCCACAGAAAUCAGUCGUCGUAAUCUGCGCAGGGAUAAAACCAAGCAGCAGCUGGAGCGGGCAAUAGCGCGUGCCUCAAAGACGCCCGAAAAGGAGCCUGAGCCAGCAAAAGUCGUAGCUCCAAUAGUGGACGAAGAGGAUGAGUAUGUGGAUGUAGAAUCUCAAGGCGAAGACGAAAUUGUAGAAGUUGUUAGCCCUGUUCAAAGCCAGUCGCACAAUGAAUCGGAGGAAGUAAUCGUGGAUUCGCCCACAACCGCAUCGCCAGAUGCAAGCAGAGCGGUAAAUGCGAGUCACCUGCGUCUGCGCUCGAUGCGCAAUCGAAACGCGAAUGGCAACGCGCGCAAUACGCCAACGGGCAGCAAACGCAAAGUGCUUCAUCUAGAUAUACAAACACCGUUGCGCAAUGGACGCAAGCGUGUCCUGCGCAAAUCGCUGAUUGCAACGCCGACUGCGACGCUGGCUUCCUCUUCGCCAUCCACCGAUUCGGGGAAAUCCUCUAAGCGCAUUUCGCCACUCCGCAAGCAGCAACGACUCGACGCCAAAGCGAUGCCCCGAAGACGCAGCAGCGUGUCAAUGGCAACUCCAGCGGAACGGGCGAUACCAGCAUCAAAGAGCACAGCGAGUCCCACGGACAGCAGCUGUUCCUCCAUCAAGGAGAACACGGCACCUACAUCAUCUGUACCUGCAUCUGUAUCUGUAUCCGUAUCCGCAUCAGCAACAGCGCCAGCACCAAAGUCCAAUCACAAGACGCCACAGCCUAGCAGGAGGCGUUCCGCAUCCCAUCUGAACAGCAGCACGCCCGUGAACAGGAUAUUAACACGUCACUCGGCGCGCAAGCUGCGUAUGAAUAACAUGUGCAUGACCCGCAAACGGUUAUCCCAAGAGCUGAGCAUGACCGAAGGACAUCUCAAGGUGUCCACACCCAAGCGCGUGCGCCAGGACAAAGCAACACACAAGAAAAACAAAUCCAGCGAACGUGCCACAGCACACACAAGCAGUUCAAAGAGCUCCACGCCGCGCACCAGGGCGAAUGCCCCAGAAGCCCCCAUAGCAACCCGCACCCGUCACAAAUAGUCUCCAUUCCUCUGACCCCCACCCCUUCUUUCUGUGUAAUGUAUUCGAUUAAGAUAUAUUUAAAUAUUAUGUCUGUUUUAAAUGUUCAUUAACCCUGUAAGUUUCAUGUAUAAUACGUGUCAUGUUUCAAUAUACUUAUUUAAAACAAAUGU
Molecule: messenger RNA, 4586 nt
Organism: Drosophila arizonae
Lineage: Eukaryota; Metazoa; Arthropoda; Insecta; Diptera; Drosophilidae
Gene: Cap-G
Product: Chromosome associated protein G
Biological process (GO): mitotic chromosome condensation
Cellular component (GO): condensed chromosome; condensin complex; cytoplasm
Source: RefSeq, a predicted model, not a curated record